Messenger RNA from Trachymyrmex cornetzi, 1023 nucleotides. RefSeq lists its product as uncharacterized. Gene Ontology annotation, molecular function: catalytic activity. The coding region runs from base 1 to 1023 and encodes 340 amino acids. Lineage: Eukaryota; Metazoa; Arthropoda; Insecta; Hymenoptera; Formicidae. The record is from RefSeq and is a predicted model, not a curated record. The transcript has a single exon.
AUGGCGGAAGGGGAUUUCGCGUUAGCACUAGUCGCAGAACCGUAUACCAUCCCAGAGGAUCAUCCCCAUUGGUUCUCAAACAGAAGGGAAACGGUAGCCAUUACAUGGAGAAUGGCAAACGAAGCGAUGCCAUGUACACCGUAUAGUAGAGGGGAACAUUAUGUAUCAGUAAGAUGGGGGGACAUGCUGGUGGCAGGAACAUAUCUAUCUCCGAGCAUGAAUGCCACUCAAUUCGAGGACGCAAUGGAGGAAUUGGAAAGAUGGGCAAUCCAAAAUAUGGACAAGCCGAUUAUAAUUGCAGGAGACCUAAACGCGAAAUCAGAUAUGUGGAACUCGGAGGUCACCAAUGCCCGAGGAAAUAUAGUGGCAGAAUGGGCUAGCUCAUUAGGCAUGUGCUGCCUAAACAAAGGAAGGGAAAGUACCUGUAUAAGAUUAAACGGGGAAUCGAUAGUAGAUAUCUCCUUUGCAAAUCCAGCGGCGGCUACAAGAGUCACCGACUGGUUUGUCUUUGGCAGGGAAUCCAAAUCGGACCACAGGUACGUGGAAAUUCACCUACAGUCCACUAGAACGCAGAUCCACAAGCGAAGUCUCCCUAGAGCAAAAAGAUGGGCGACAAAGAAGCUGGAGAAGGACAGGUUCUUAGCUGCAAUAAUGAUAAGAACAUGGCCGAAAAAGGAAGUAGGAGCAAUAGAAAACCUUGACGAACAAGCCAAAUUUUAUCAAAAAGCUCUAACAGAGGCAUGCGACAUAGCCAUGCCUAGGACGAAACCAAGACCUAGAAGAGCUAUCCCGUGGUGGAGUGAGGAGUUGGACCGUCUCCGCCAAGAACUCACCAAUGCAAGGAGGCAGAUUAAAAGAUUAAGGCGAAGGAGGGUCUCACCAGAGAAUGAAGAAAUUCAACAGAAAAUAGAUGGAUACAGGCAGGCCAGAGACAACUUUGGCAAGGCCGUUAGAAGAGCCAAGGCCAAGGCCUGGGAGGAGUUCACACUCUCCCUAAAUGACGAACCAUGGGGGCGACCAUAA